Messenger RNA from Pseudopodoces humilis (Tibetan ground-tit), 1426 nucleotides. It is a transcript of the gene GCK, whose product is annotated as glucokinase. Lineage: Eukaryota; Metazoa; Chordata; Aves; Passeriformes; Paridae. Gene Ontology annotation, molecular function: D-glucose binding; mannokinase activity; fructokinase activity. Gene Ontology annotation, cellular component: cytosol; mitochondrion. Gene Ontology annotation, biological process: intracellular glucose homeostasis; glucose metabolic process; regulation of insulin secretion. The record is from RefSeq and is a predicted model, not a curated record.
AGCCCACCCCACCCCACCACCUGCCCCCAUGCUGGAUCACCGAGCCAGGAUGGAGAGCAGCAGGAAGGAGAAGGUGGAGCAGAUCCUGUCAGAGUUCCAUCUGAAGGAGGAGGACCUGAAGAAGGUGAUGUACCGGAUGCAGAAGGAGAUGGACCGAGGGCUCAAACUGGAGACACAUGAGGAAGCCUCUGUCAAAAUGCUGCCCACCUAUGUCCGUUCCACCCCUGAGGGCUCCGAGGUGGGAGAUUUCCUGUCACUGGACCUGGGUGGCACCAAUUUCCGUGUGAUGCUGGUGAAGGUGGGCGAGGGGGAGGAGGGGCAGUGGAAGGUGAAGACGAAGCACCAGAUGUAUUCCAUCCCAGAGGAUGCCAUGACCGGGACGGCAGAGAUGCUUUUUGACUACAUCUCCGAGUGCAUCUCUGAUUUCCUGGACAAGCACCAGAUGAAGCACAAAAAGCUGCCCCUGGGCUUCACCUUCUCCUUCCCUGUGCGGCACGAGGACAUCGACAAGGGCAUCCUCCUGAACUGGACCAAGGGCUUCAAAGCCUCCGGCGCGGAAGGGAACAACGUGGUGGGGCUGCUGAGGGACGCCAUCAAACGGCGAGGGGACUUCGAGAUGGAUGUGGUGGCAAUGGUGAAUGACACAGUGGCCACGAUGAUCUCCUGCUACUACGAAGAUCACCGGUGCGAGGUUGGGAUGAUUGUGGGGACGGGCUGUAAUGCCUGCUACAUGGAGGAGAUGCACAACGUGGAGCUGGUGGAGGGCGACGAGGGGCGGAUGUGUGUGAACACGGAGUGGGGAGCCUUUGGUGCCUCUGGGGAGCUGGACGAGUUCCUCCUGGAGUACGACCGCGUGGUGGACGAGACCUCACUUAACCCCGGUCAGCAACUGUACGAGAAGAUCAUUGGAGGGAAGUACAUGGGGGAAAUCGUGCGGCUGGUGCUGUUGAAGCUGGUGGAUGAGAACCUGCUUUUCAAUGGGGAGGCCUCUGAGAAGCUCAAGACUCGUGGGACUUUUGAGACCCGCUUCAUGUCCCAGAUUGAGAGUGAUUCUGAUGACCGCAAGCAGAUCUACAACAUCUUGUCAGCCUUUGAGCUGCUGCCAUCUCGGACAGACUGUGAGAUCGUGCGCCGGGUGUGUGAGAGCGUGUCCACACGGGCUGCCCAGAUGUGUUCGGCCGGGCUGGCCGGCGUCAUCAACCGCAUGCGGGAGAGCCGCAGCCAGGACACCCUCAAGAUCACUGUUGGUGUUGAUGGCUCCGUCUACAAGCUCCAUCCCAGCUUCAAGGACCACUUCCAUGCCACAGUGCGGCAGCUGACGCCUGGCUGUGACAUCACGUUCAUCCAGUCAGAGGAAGGCAGUGGGCGCGGGGCCGCUCUCAUCUCAGCCGUGGCCUGCAAGAUGGCCUGCAUGAUGGGGCAGUGA